UCAGGUGCCCCUCGGGCCCCUCCACUGAAGGGGGCCCCGCUGUUGUGUCAGUGGCCAGCACAUUUGCCCGCCGCGUUGCGUUCCGCUUCGGCGCUGCUGCAUAGCGUUGUGCUGUGCUGUGCGGUGCGGUGCGGUGCUCAAUGCGCAGUGCAGCGUGUGCCCGCCAUCCCUCCCCUCCCUGCCCGUUCCGGCGCCAGCGCCAGUGCCAGCGCCCUGUGCCCUGUGCCCAGUGCGCUGAGGAGCUCGCGUCUGCUUCGCUGGCACGAGUGCCCAGACAGGGCCACUUUUGAGACCAAGACCCAGUACGUACCCAAGUCCGUAGUUGCGCCCCCCCGGAAUACCAGCCCCAGUGACUCCCUCAGCCACCCCUCCCUCCCUCUUUCGCUCUCCCUCCCUCGCUCCUUCCUCCCUCGUUCCCUUCUCUCUUCUGCGGUUUCCCCUCCUCCCCCUCCCCACCCGAAAAAGUGCCCCCCCAAAGUCCCGGGUCAUUCCCCCCCUCCGGAUUUCCCUCCCCUCCCGCCCCUCUACUCUUCUACGUCUCCUCCUCGCCUUUAUUUCCCUCCAUCCCUCCCCCCAUCCAUCCGUCAACCCAACUUCGCGACCAUCCCACCCCUCACCACUUACCCAACACCCAAUAGCCCACCCACCCACCGGUACACUCUGUCGUUGAGGCCUUGCACCAAGAGCCUCUGUCCUCAUCACAACCCUUCCAGCCAACUUUCCAUGACCAGCAAACAACUAUCUCCAAUGACCAUAAACACGAUCAAGUCCACCGCAGACACCCUUUAAAUCCCACGGGACGCGCGCGAGCGAGGAGCUAGGAGUCGAGAGCGAGAGCGAGAGAGAUUGCAAGAGCCUUCGAGCCACACGAUAUUCAACCAUCGUG
This is a messenger RNA of Ilyonectria robusta, 886 nucleotides long. RefSeq lists its product as uncharacterized. The annotation marks the transcript as partial. The record is from RefSeq and is a predicted model, not a curated record. The transcript has a single exon. Lineage: Eukaryota; Fungi; Ascomycota; Sordariomycetes; Hypocreales; Nectriaceae.